This is a messenger RNA of Raphanus sativus (radish), 1134 nucleotides long. RefSeq names its product probable phosphoribosylformylglycinamidine synthase, chloroplastic/mitochondrial. Bases 389 to 1072 code for a protein of 227 amino acids. NCBI's taxonomy places the organism in Eukaryota, Viridiplantae, Streptophyta, Magnoliopsida, Brassicales, Brassicaceae. The transcript has 4 exons. The record is from RefSeq and is a predicted model, not a curated record.
GUAUAAUAAUAAUAUUUUGGUUUAUUUUCUUAAGGAUCAAUCCUUAAUUAAGUCAUUUACGGACCUGAUCCUUAUGGACGUGGCAUGUUGCCAUUGGAUGAGGGAGAGAGAGUAUUGUUUCGUUCUCUAUCUCUUUCGUCUUUCUUCGCUCUGUUAAUUUUCUGGGGAAGUUUUUCUAGAUUGAUAAGUUCUGGUAUCCGAAUCACGGAGGGAAUUGAUCACCUUGCUGAUAAGAGGAACAAAGCCGAGUUCGAUGUUGAGGAGAUGAAGAUCGUCUGGGCCGGUUCUCAAGGUUUCCGAUCGAAUCGCCCGCCUUGUCCCCUCCGAUACGAAGCCUGCGUGAGUAGUGGAGGAGUAUCUUGUACGACGGCGGUGGAAUUGGAGAAUAAUGAUCUUGUUCACAAGCGUGACCAUUAAGGACUCGCCAUCGAUAAUGCUGAAAGGAAUGGAGGGAAGCACCUUAGGAGUUUGGGCGGCUCUUGGAGAAGGACGGGCUUAUUUCCCGGACGACGGAGUCUUGGACCAUAUGCUUCACUCAGAUUUGGCUCCGUUGAGAUACUGUGACGAUGAUGGGAGCGUGACUGAAGCAUACCCUUUUAAUCUCAAUGGCUCACCGUUGGGAAUAGCGGCUAUAUGUUCACCUGACAGAAGAUAUCUUGCGAUGAUGCCUCAUCCUGAUCAUCAUCUCGAGUUCUUCUCUUUUCUGUUCGGUCCUCUCAUUCCAUGGAUGACAUGGACACCAUCUAUAAGCAAUUGGGCAGAAGAAGCUAAGCUAAUCAUACAAUUGGAUGAGAUGGAAGCUACAUAUUACAGUCUCUUUGAGCAAGCUUAUGAUUCAUCCCUCGAUGUGAGCAGAUCUUUGCAUCACUAUGAGAUGUCUAACCUUCUUAGUGAUCAGUAUGACGGUGAAGGCGCAUGUAUGGUUAUCAAAUCUGGAUCUCAUGACAAAAAGUCUCAGGUCAUUUUCACCAUUUUUUUAACAAGCUUCCUGUCUCAAUUUGCUGUCUCAUUUUUUAAUCAAAGACACUUAUGGUUAUAUGGAGUUUUUCUUGCUCUCUUUAACAUUUGGUGACUAUUAUGCUGGCUAAAAAAAAACACCAUUGGACAUGAAAAUUUAAUCAGAGUCCUUAACUA